Messenger RNA from Biomphalaria glabrata, 842 nucleotides. RefSeq lists its product as uncharacterized. Lineage: Eukaryota; Metazoa; Mollusca; Gastropoda; Planorbidae. The coding region runs from base 35 to 544 and encodes 169 amino acids. Gene Ontology annotation, molecular function: nucleoside diphosphate kinase activity. The record is from RefSeq and is a predicted model, not a curated record. The transcript is spliced from 4 exons. Gene Ontology annotation, biological process: GTP biosynthetic process; CTP biosynthetic process; UTP biosynthetic process.
CGAGUCCUGUCUUUUCUAACACGGUACCGAACGCAUGGUAGCUACGCUUCUAUCGGUUCUCUCAACAUUUUAUAAAAAAAUGACCGAUCCAAAACAAGAGCGUACUUUUAUCGCCGUUAAGCCCGACGGAGUACAGAGAGGCUUGAUUGGUGAAAUUAUCAAACGAUUUGAAGCUAGAGGUUAUAAAAUGGUCGCUGGAAAAUUAAUUUGGGCACCUAAAGAUUUAUUGAAGAACCAUUAUAAAGACCUAGCAGACAAACCUUUUUACAAUGGUUUAGUUGAGUACAUGAGUUCGGGACCAGUCUUUGCCAUGGUAUGGGAAGGCAAAGAAGUGGUGAAGAUGGGAAGACAAAUGCUUGGUGCUACAAAUCCUCUUGCAUCUAUGCCAGGCACAAUCCGUGGUGACUUUGGAAUUGAUGUUGGGCGAAACAUCUGUCAUGGUAGUGAUGCAGUAGAAACAGCCAGGAGAGAAAUUGCCUUAUGGUUCAAAGAAGAGGAACUCAGUGAUUAUGAGUUUGCCAACAAAUCAUGGAUCUAUGAAUAACUGAAUUGUAAAUUUAGUUUUGAGUUGUUGUCCCUCCACAGUGACUAAUAUACAUUAGUUUAUUAAUUUAUUGACCCACUAACAUCUAGUUUCAUAAAAAAUUGAAUGUGUCACAUAACUAAAGGAACAAGUUCACGUCUGCUCAAAUUUCUUGGCUUGCUUAAUUUACAAAAAGCAUGGUCUUGAAUAUUUUAUUUUUUGGUCCUUCAAUAAUUUAAACUUUAAAUGUCAUACAGUUUUCUUUUUUAUUUGUCUGUACAAUUUGAAUUCGGUCCAAUAAAGAGGUUUAUGGUUUCCA